CGGGAACCUAACAGGUUGGCGGGCUCGCGGUGGCGAUGGCGUCGCGUCGGGGGGCGCUUAUCGUGCUGGAGGGCGUGGACCGUGCCGGCAAGACCACGCAGGGCCUCAGGCUGGUGACGGCGCUGUGCGCCUCGGGCCACAGAGCCGAGCUGCUGCGUUUCCCCGAAAGGUCAACAGAAAUCGGCAAGCUCCUGAGUUCCUACUUAGAAAAGAAGACAGAGCUGGAGGACCACUCUGUGCACCUGCUCUUCUCCGCAAACCGCUGGGAACAAGUGCCCUUGAUUAAGGAGAAGUUAAACCAGGGUGUGACCCUUGUUUUGGACAGAUACGCCUUUUCUGGGGUUGCCUUCACUGGCGCCAAGGAGAAUUUUUCCCUGGAUUGGUGCAAACAGCCAGACGUGGGCCUUCCCAAACCUGACCUGAUCCUGUUCCUUCAGUUACAAUUGCUGGAAGCUGCCACACGGGGAGAGUUUGGUCUGGAGCGCUAUGAGACUGGGACUUUCCAGGAGCAGGUUCUGCUGUGUUUCCAGCAGCUCAUGAAAGAUAAAAACCUCAACUGGAAGGUGGUUGAUGCUUCCAAAAGCAUUGAGGAUGUUCAUGAAGAAAUCCGGACCCUCUCUGAGGACGCCAUCCGCAGUGCUGCACAUAGUCCACUGGAGGAGCUAUGGAAGUAAACUCAGCUUCAGUGCUGCUACUGUAGAUAGCUUUCUCAGGUUCUUCUGAGGAUGGUGGAAGGCUCACAACACCGUUCAGCAGGAGCUCGUUCUUAGCAGAAGAGACCUACAAACCUCUACUCACAACCUAAGAUUUUGGUGAUACAGACAAGUUGUGCAAUAUCUUCCUCUGUCUACUCCUAAAGGUGUGACAUAUUUCCAUAUAGAACAUUAGUGGCAACUCUGGGUAGUUUCCUUGAUAUCACUAAAAAUAUCAAGCUAGUCAGGAGCCAUGUUUUUUAAAGAAACUAAUAAAAAUUUACUUAAAAGUG
Phodopus roborovskii (desert hamster) is the source of this 985-nucleotide messenger RNA. It is a transcript of the gene Dtymk, whose product is annotated as deoxythymidylate kinase. Gene Ontology annotation, cellular component: cytosol; mitochondrion; cytoplasm. The record is from RefSeq and is a predicted model, not a curated record. Gene Ontology annotation, biological process: dTDP biosynthetic process; dTTP biosynthetic process; dUDP biosynthetic process. Bases 36 to 674 code for a protein of 212 amino acids. The transcript has 5 exons. NCBI's taxonomy places the organism in Eukaryota, Metazoa, Chordata, Mammalia, Rodentia, Cricetidae. Gene Ontology annotation, molecular function: dTMP kinase activity; ATP binding.